GCUAUUUGCAGCACCAGCCAGCAGGGGGAGCCGCGUUGUCUCCUCUGUGCAGUGAGGGCGGAAGUGAGAUGCAGGGAGGAGAGGAACUGAUGCACUGAGGAAGCUGCUGCUGGGACUCACUCCCUGGUAACAUGGCUGUGAAUAUUAUAGUGGAAUAUUGUGAACCCUGCGGGUUUAAAUCACAUUAUGAGGAGCUGGCAAGUGCAGUUCUGGAGGAGUUCCCUGAGGUCUCUAUAGACUCCCGUCCUGGAGGAACAGGAGCAUUUGAGAUUGAGAUAAAUGGAAAACUGGUUUUCUCCAAACUGGAACUUGGUGGAUUUCCCUAUGAAAAAGAUUUGAUAGAGGUUAUACGAAAAGCUACCAAAGGCGAACCAGUGGAAAAGAUCACCAACAGUAGAGCCCCUUGUGUCAUCUUGUAACACCUCCAGGAUGUGAGCUAAUUCCUGGCUCACAUUAUCGCUGCAGUCUUCUGCUCAUCCACUGGUACUUCCUACUGUGUCAGACAUCUGCUGUUCUCCAGCCAUGGUGCAGAUUAACGCCUCUCUCCCUCAGAUGAGACCUUCUGCAAUAUGCUGAUUAACAACUGUUUCCAAUAAUCCAUGGCUUCACCAUCAUUGCACUGCCAUCAACCACCCAGGCAGACACGAGCAUCAGAUGCAGUUCAAUUCACCGUUCUCUGCUCUCCAUGCUAUGGGAUGCAAAAUGAUGCAUCCUCAACUGUGUUCAUCCUUGUGCAAUAGCAUAUGGGUUUUAUUUAUUGCAUUCUCAGCUGUGCUUAACAGCCUGUUUAUAUUUGGAGUAACUGUAUUCUUUCUGUAUAUAAAUGCAGUGUUCAGUAUGUUUUGUACUAUGUAAUCUCCAAAUAUCAUGUUUAUCAACAAAUCUGCCAUGAAAUAUUAGAAGCAUUAAAGAAUAUUACAGUUA
Molecule: messenger RNA, 924 nt
Organism: Pseudophryne corroboree (corroboree frog)
Lineage: Eukaryota; Metazoa; Chordata; Amphibia; Anura; Myobatrachidae
Gene: MIEN1
Product: migration and invasion enhancer 1
Exons: 4
Coding region: 132-419 (95 amino acids)
Biological process (GO): negative regulation of apoptotic process; positive regulation of filopodium assembly
Cellular component (GO): cytosol
Source: RefSeq, a predicted model, not a curated record